Amphibalanus amphitrite is the source of this 3897-nucleotide messenger RNA. Its product is annotated as mitochondrial uncoupling protein 2-like. The transcript has 10 exons. NCBI's taxonomy places the organism in Eukaryota, Metazoa, Arthropoda, Thecostraca, Balanomorpha, Balanidae. Gene Ontology annotation, cellular component: mitochondrial membrane. The record is from RefSeq and is a predicted model, not a curated record. The coding region runs from base 1615 to 2595 and encodes 326 amino acids. Gene Ontology annotation, biological process: mitochondrial transmembrane transport; mitochondrial transport; response to cold. Gene Ontology annotation, molecular function: oxidative phosphorylation uncoupler activity.
UUGAUCUCUAUUAUGGUGUGCCCCCCCAGUCGGAAAGUAGUUCCCGCGCCCCUGCGAAGAAGUCAGACUUCUGGUCUUCUUCGCCAGGUCGGAUACGCGGCCGAUAUAAUUUUGGAUGUUCAGGGUUGGCGCAGGACUGCUGCUUUUCAGGGCGCAGUUGCUGAGGUAUAGGCGGAUGCCGCACCACUCGGUUGUCGUGUCCGCCAUGGCCAGGAGGCGGUCUAGCCUGUCAAAGUUGAGACCUGUGCGGACGUAAAUCGCUACGUCGUCGUCCCCCCCCCCCCCUGGCCUGGCCUGAGUUUUUCCGCCCCCGUGCCCUUCGGCGGACGGCCGCCGUCUGGAAUCCGGGGAUCUCGGUGAGAGAUGAACCGCUGAACUGGGCCUCUUGAACCGCGAUGCCGUCAAUAUUCGACUCCGAUACCCAGCCUUGGAGCUCCGUCAGCUUGCGACGUAGUCCCUCGGCGUUCCAGCAGGCGAUCUGCAGGCGGCUUCGAGUCUUGAGGUUGGUGUAGUAUCGACGGUUCUUGGCUCUCCUGCUUCGACCCCGGGAGCUCCUUCCGGCGGGCGCUGCCGCACCCCCGCCGCCGGCACUAGCGGUGGGUGGCGCCGACUCACUCAUUCACCGCAGGCCGGCGCCGCUGCGGACAGCCUCCAGGCGGCAUGUCCUCGCUCGGCACCGGCCCGCUGAGCGUGCACCAGGUGGGCAGGUCGUCGUGCAGAUGGUGUAGAGACUAUGGCGCCGUGGAGUGUCGGCCGCCGGUGCCCGGCCCCGAGAGGGCGGGCUGGGACCCGAUUGGCUUCCUCGCCGCUCUCCACGGCGGGGGCGGGGACGAACCCCACGGAGUCCACCCCGUGAAAGUUGGUCCCUCCAGACUCCUGCACGGAGCUCGUUAUGAUUGCCAUAAACAUAUCAAUAAAAUGUGGGCAUUCACUGUUCAUCAUAUCCCAGGCGCACGCCGCUCCCCGUGCCUGACUGCCCCUGGGGUCGGCUGGGUGCCGGCCUCGUCCAGCCCCCAGCGCAGCACCCGCUGACCUCGGCUCCAACGGCCGUAAACGGGACCGCGCAUGGCGAGGGGCGCGGCUCCGCUCAAGGAUGUCUGGUACGGCGAGUCCUGGGGCGCGCUGAACCGCUGCGCUGACCGUGAGAUGAGGAGGUCGGACCACGCCGCCGCCCCUGCCGUCACCUGCCCAGUCCUGGGUUCGCUCCGAUGGUCUGCUCGGUGUCCGCGGCGAGGCCGGGCGGGGGCCGGAUCGACCUCGGCGCCGCGGCCUUGGCGUCAGGUGAGCGCGGGGGCUCGGCCGUGACGUCAGCGGCGGCCGGCGCGCUGAUUGGCUCCCGGCGGGGGUGUGAGCGGCCGCCGCGCUGACGCAAGGACCCGUAUGUGGGAGUCACUGUCGGUGGGACAGGCCCUGCGUGCGCUCUGCCACCUCUGGGAGAACGUCUUCGCCGGAGUCGCACAGACAGCGCGGACGCAGCCCGACGUCUCUGAGGUCUUCGAGGAUCGGAGGAUCGACCGUCGCGCCGAGAUCCGGCUCGAGACGCGGUAGCAGCCCAGUCUUUGGUGGACUGUAGCGUCAGCAGCAGGAGCAGCAGUACCUACCUUCACAGCAGCCAUGGCUCAGCAGGGCACCCCGCGCACGGGCGUGCCGCACGCCCACAACAGCAUGGUGGAGCGACUGCUGGUGGCCGGCACGUCGGCCUGCAUCGCAGACGCCAUGACGUUCCCGCUGGACACGGCCAAAGUCAGACUGCAGGUGCAAGGCGAAACGUCUGGCUUCCUGCUGCGGGUCAGUCUGUUCUACGAGGAGGCCGUGAUAUCGAGCGCCGCGCCGCCCAAAUACCAGGGCAUGCUGGGGACCAUCAAAACGAUCGCCACGGAGGAGGGACCCAGGGGGCUGUACAAAGGUCUGGCGCCCGGACUGCAGCGACAAAUGUGCUUCUCGGCUAUCAAACUCGGCAUGUACGACACAUUCAAGGAGUUCUACCACUCCUUCAUCGGAAGUCCCAGCCAGAACUACGUCAACAUCCCCACGCGCGUGAUGGCCGGCAUGACUACCGGAGCGCUGGCAGUCAUGGUGGCGCAACCCACCGACGUCGUCAAGGUCAGGAUGCAAGCCCAGAGCCAGUCCAAGGGCCCUCCGCGAUACAAGAGCUCGUUGCAAGCCUACCGAACAAUCUUCAAAACAGAGGGAACCAAGGGCCUCUGGAAAGGGUUCACGCCGAACGUGAUGCGUAACGCGAUCGUGAACGUGGCAGAGACGGUGUGUUACGACGUGACCAAGGACACGCUGCUGUACUACCACCUGCUGCAGAACGGCAUCCCGCUGCACUUCAGCGCCGCCGCCGUGGCAGGUCUGUGCGCCACGGUGGUGGCCUCGCCGGUGGACGUGAUUAAGACGCGCUACAUGAACGCCCAGCCGGGCGAGUACAGGGGCGCCGUGGACGCCGCCGUGCGCAUGUUCAUGCAAGAGGGACCCGGAGCCUUUUACAAGGGGUUCCUGCCGUCGUUCUGCCGCCUGGUCAGCUGGAACAUCUGCAUGUGGCUCACUUACGAGCAGAUCAAGGAGCUGGCGCGCCGGCACCACGAACAGUAGGUCAUGCUAUUCCUGUGCAAUCGACAGGUAUGCUAUCCGCGCCCGGUAUCGGGGGCUGUAUGUCGCAGAGCCGCCGGUCGACAGACGUGCGGCCCACACGCCGCCAUCACGAACAGUAGGUCGCAGCGCCGUCACUCGACAAUGAUGGGAACCGCGCCCGGCAUCGGGAGCAGCCGCGGGAGUUUCAGAGCCGCCGGUCGGCUCUACUCUCGGUAGACGUGCGAUCCGUGCCCGCCGCCACGAACAGUAGGUCGCAGAGCCGCCUGCGCUUGACAGGGGCACUCCUGGCGUCAGAAGCCGCGGCCGCGACACCUACGUGUCGGGAUGGAGGUGGCGACUGUCCCUGCUCACCGGUGGAGCUGAGGGCGCCACUGUGGCUGGACCGGCUCAAUAGGGAAGUCGCGCGGGGCAAUAAGGCUGUCCCAGCUCUGUGACGGAGUUGAGGGAGGCACUGUGACCGGAUACUCUGUAAGGAAUGCUGUGCCGGUCCGGACGGAACUGAGGGAGCCACUGCGGGCGCCACACGACUCACUGGUGGAGCACUGUGACCGUAACCGGUCUGUGAGGGAUCUGUUUGAGCCACCGUGGCCGCUACGGCUCACUGGAGACUCGGCGCCCGCCCCAGCUCGUCGAUUCAGUGAUCGGAGCUGUGGAUCAUGUGAUGUUGAGAUACUAUCUACAGUGCGCGGUUUUACGUGUACUGAAAGUAAAGCCCGUCUUCUGUGGUGCCAGAUUGGCUGCCCAGGCAUAGAAUGAUGCGAAAUGCUAUUAUAGAUCUGACAUGACGAUUGACGAUAUCAGGAACUGCGUGUUAUCUGUCCAGCUCGACAUUGGACGAGAAAUGUGUCUUAUUUUAGGUAGGUAGAAGAGUAUCGUGAUACCUAUGAAAUGUCAACGCACACCGCUCAUAGCGCAGUGAUAAGUUUUAGAGUUGAUUUUCUCUACACCAUUAUUUUCCACACCUUAUGUCUAUCAUCUGCUCAUGAUAAGCACCAGAUCAUGAACACUAGGCAACAUGAGCGUUCACUGGAUGAGUUCGAUAAUUGUUUCAGUGCAAUAUGUGUGGUUUCCUAGCACCAUAUGUGGACUGUGAUGGCUCCUGUGGUUCUUACUUCUUACCAACCACGCGGCGCUUCCGAUUCGUAUCGUACCAGUAUCACCCUAGCCAGUUCCUUCCAGAGCGAGGGAACUACGCUCCCCGCUGAAUAUCGGUGUAUCCAUCCAUAUGUAUAUGACUAUGCAUUUAGCUGCAUUUCAUUCUGUUUUUGAAAACCCAAAUAUAUUUUCGUAGACGAGUGACAA